AAAAAAAGGGGAAAGUCUGAUCGUACUAGACAUUCGCAUGACUUAUGUAUGCAGGCAGACGAAGUGAAGAAAUGGUGCUAUUGCGAAUUGCCCGGCUCCGGCCGCCCUGUGCGGUUGUGCUCCGCCUCCCAGCUCUCCCCCCACUCGGGGUCUGCGUUCAUGCUAGGCCCACUCCGCCGCAUGACCCGGCCCGGUCCGCGAUUCCCACAUCCAAGCGGACCGACGCCACAUUUCCGCGGCACAAGCUGUCGGACGAGCUCUCAGGCACGAGGGAAGCAGUUGAGCUCGAGCCCUUGCAACGGAAAUCGAAGCCGUCCCGAUCCUACGGUAGACACUCACCAAUCUCAAGGCAUUCGCUCUGAAGUCGCCAUAUCCCGUCCCCGGCUUUGGAAGCGCCGGGACACAACGCGUGCUUUGCUCCGAUUCCGGUGUCGAAAUGCAAAUGAGCCACGCUAGC
This is a messenger RNA of Parathielavia appendiculata, 457 nucleotides long. RefSeq lists its product as uncharacterized. Bases 72 to 362 code for a protein of 96 amino acids. The transcript has a single exon. Lineage: Eukaryota; Fungi; Ascomycota; Sordariomycetes; Sordariales; Chaetomiaceae. The record is from RefSeq and is a predicted model, not a curated record.